AUGUGCACUUACACAACCCACGUCCGGGUCUGCGGGUCCUGCCGCUGCGAGGAUACAGUCCUUAUCUCGGAAAAGCUCUGCCCGGUCGCCCAAAAAGCGAACGGCAUCUUUGGGGCGUGUUUGGAAGGGGUGCUGAGCGAAAGGGAUGCGACGAGGCAUUGGUGCUGGCAGUGCAAGGAGAGUGUGAUUCCCAGUCCGCCGCCGGGGUAUGCCCAGUUGCAGCAGCAGAUGCAGUAUGGCUAUCAGGGGAGAUAUGGGAGCGGGAGCGGGCACAGGAGGAGAGGGAGUGUGGUGCCUACUAGUAGCGGUGGCGGUCAGAGGCCGAGGGCAUGGAGCUGA
Messenger RNA from Podospora pseudocomata, 339 nucleotides. RefSeq lists its product as uncharacterized. NCBI's taxonomy places the organism in Eukaryota, Fungi, Ascomycota, Sordariomycetes, Sordariales, Podosporaceae. The transcript has a single exon. The record is from RefSeq and is a predicted model, not a curated record. The coding region runs from base 1 to 339 and encodes 112 amino acids.